Messenger RNA from Ilex paraguariensis (yerba mate), 814 nucleotides. NCBI's taxonomy places the organism in Eukaryota, Viridiplantae, Streptophyta, Magnoliopsida, Aquifoliales, Aquifoliaceae. The record is from the annotation of a GenBank genome assembly.
AUUUUCGCAUGAAAACAAAGCAAGCUCCAAUCUUGAUCCGCAGUGGAAGCCAUACCAAUUUGCCGAUCAGAAAAAGAAAAAAAAAAACUGAAUAGAGAAAGCGAAAACCAUUCGUAUCUGCUCCUGUCAAGAAUGGUUUAUCACUCUAGUUUUGUUGAUGAGGAAGGAAUUACUAAAGCUUGUGGGUGCCCUUUACUUCCUUUGAAAAGCCAUAUAAAGGGCCCUGCUCCGGUUUCUGAACAAGAUAGAACUGAUAUUGUGGAUGAAGCAAUCACAUUCUUUCGGGCCAAUGUUUUUUUCCGAAACUUUGAUGUAAAAAGCUCAGCUGAUAAGCUUCUAAUCUAUUUGACAUUAUAUAUCAAUGUGGCAUUGAAGAGGCUUGAGGGCUGCAGAACUUUGGCAGAAGGAACCAAAGCAAUUAUUAACUUGGGUUUGGAAAAGGUUCCUGUUCCUGGAGAGUCUGGCUUUCCAUUUCCGGGCCUUUUUAGCCCACCACAAUCUCAACAACAAGCAGAACUAUUCAGGAAUUAUCUGAAGCAGAUAAGGGAGGAAACAAGUGGGAGACUGUUAAGUGUUGCGUACAGACCGAAUGGGACUCCAAAUAAAUGGUGGUUGGCGUUUGCCAAGAGAAAGUUUAUGAACACUAUAGCUCUUUGAGUGACUGAUGUAAAGAAGAUUCAAAGAAGAGGGCAAGAAGAUAGGAUUCGAAGAUAGAGAGUUUACUACUGUACAACCAUGUGUUUUUUGGACUUAUAAUUGUAAUACAAACUUCGUAUGUAUGAAAUCGCGUGAAAAAGAUUUUAUUCGAUUGGUG